AUGAGCUCGAGGAAGCGGUCUCUGCGCGAGGCCAACAUCACACCUGCAGAACAAAGCCAGGAGAACUCCUUGAUACAUCAGCUGAGGAACUCGUUCUACUUCGCAAAUCUCUACCAAUGGAUCUGCAUAUUCGGAAAGGUUGUCAAGAUCGACGACAAUCUAGACAUCGAGGAUCUCGAGACAGAGUGUCUCAAGCAUGACUCCAUGGCCUUACAAGGCAUUGGUCUGUCCAUGCUGAAGCACCUCUCGUCGCAUCGCGGAUUGACACACGAACUCUUUGACGAAUACACCCGACGACAAUUUGUUGCCAAGAUGCCAAACAAGAGGAAUCCUUUUGGGGACGGUGAGGUCACUGAGAAAUUUGCAGAUUUUGAUCUCUUCAAGAAACUUCGCACGCUAUGGCAAAUGACACAACUUAUCAUGAUGAAGCCCGAGAACAUUCGACCGAAUAUGGAUGAGCAACGAGUCGAUGACCAGACGAACUGGAGAAUCGAGCCGUAUGGUUGGGACCGCAAAGACCGCGAAUACUACGUACUAGACGAUAAUCGAAUGUAUCGUCUCACGGCCGCGGCUCCUCCCGCAGCUCCUCCAAAGAAAAACUCACAGAAAGCUAAAGCUGCAGCGCGGUCUGCGAAACGCAGACGUCUGGCGGCGUCUGUAGACAGCACAAGCAAUAAUGGCGAUGAUGAGACAGGCAGCGUGUCAGAAAACAACGAGCGGUUCAAUCAUGCCGACGAAGAUCCCCUUGAUGGAGCUACUUGGGAAUGCGUUGCCAUCACUCUUGAUGAAGUCCGCAGUUGCAUCGAGCCAUUCAAAAAGACGAAGGACCCCAACGAGAAAAUUUUACGGGAGCAGAUUGAGGGCCAUCUCGUGCCCAUACUGGAGAAGCAAGAGGAAUCUCGGAAGCGAAAGAUGGCACAACGGGAGAAGGAGCUCCUGAGUCUGCAGAAGAUGGCUCAUGCCAAGAGAUCAAGCCGCCUCGCCGGCAAAGCGGAGCAGCGCAAGCAUGAAGAGAUCGAGCGAGAAGAACGUGAGAAGCGGCAGGCAGAGGAAGUUGCCGCACGGAAGCACGAAGAAGAGAGAAUCAAGAUGGAGAAGGAACGUGGCAGCCGAUUGAUGUCCAGGGAACAGCGCGUCCGCGACCGCGAGGCUCGACGUAUCCAACAUGAAGAGGAAUUGGCUCAGCUUUCAGAGGGAAGCAAGGGUCCCGAAGCCGGUCGCCUGUCCGAGCGUCGCCUCAAAGCGGAGAUCGAGAAGAACAAGCAGGCACUGAAGGAGUUGGAAGAGGAAGAAGAAGAGUGGAGUUUUGAUUGCGUCUGUGGGCUCCAUGGACAAGUCGACGAUGGCGAGCACUCUGUUGCCUGCGAGAGAUGCAAUGUCUGGCUACACAGCAAGUGUCUCGGCAUCGAUGAAGAUGAGGCUGAGCGAGACGACUUCCACUUCAUCUGCAACCAUUGCCAACAGGUCGAGCGGGAGAGGAAGGAUAAGCAACAAAAGCAGCCGCAGAAGAUCAAGGUCAAGGCCAAAGAAGUUGUUUCGACCCCAUCGACUACGUCGACACCAGCUGCCAAGCUUAUUUCCACGACACCAAUUCCGCUACCUCAAAUUCCUGGCAUGAAUUCGAACAUCCACAUCGACGCAAAGUCCAAGCAGUCUCCGCACGCUGGUGCUGCCCAACUGAACGGAGUAUCGCUGCCGUCCGCAAGCGCUUCCACUAUCGCAAUGGCUCCAGAGCCCUCCCCACAAAAGCACUCUUCGCCUCCAGCCGACAACACUACUGUCACACAGACAUCCUCUUCUGUGGCUCCUCAGCCGCCGUGGGCUUUCCCUGCGCGGAAGCUAUCGCUCAACGGUGUGGCGCACAACCCUUUUUCUUCACCACAUCCGAGCCUACUGCCUCCAGACCAGUCGCCCAACAAGUCUCGUGCGUAUGGCAGCAUUUACAACUCAUCCAGCCCAAUCGCCCAUAAAGAGCUAGAGACGGAUCCAUCACUUAGUGAUCGCCCGGCCCUACAUCCGACCGCAAACGGCACCCUCCCUAGCUGCGGGACACCAUCGAAGGAAACAAAGGAGGCUUCAACAGUCUCCCCACAGAAGCCGUCACAGACUCCACUGAACUCCGCGAGCAACUCAAAAGCCUUGGAUCAGCUGAUGUCUUCCCCAUCAUCAAUGACAACACCAAGACUGAGCCCUCGCCCAGAGGAUAGUGACCCACUACCGUCCUCUCGGGGUGGUCUCUCCCCCACGAAGAACUCGCCAACCUUGUCAGCCGUCAAGUCUAGCCCAGCAAAUGCCCGUCUGCCGCCCGUUGCAGCGUUAUCCCCCACGCCUCACCAGAUUGACCUGACUCCUCCUGUCAAGCAUGACAGCGAACCUUCCCGUCCCUUAUCACAGCAUGACUCAUAA
Molecule: messenger RNA, 2406 nt
Organism: Diaporthe amygdali
Lineage: Eukaryota; Fungi; Ascomycota; Sordariomycetes; Diaporthales; Diaporthaceae
Exons: 5
Coding region: 1-2406 (801 amino acids)
Biological process (GO): regulation of DNA-templated transcription
Cellular component (GO): RSF complex
Source: RefSeq, a predicted model, not a curated record